GCUAAAGACCUCUACUCCGGUGUCAGGACGCGUUAUAAUGUACUUUUCUUGGGGUUGUACACAUUGAUCGUACUUGGUCCACCCCUGUACCAUGCGGUUUUUUACCCUAUUCUGUAGAAUUACCAAGACUCCUACUUCCACAAUAGGGUUCCUGCCCAUCACCAACUAGCAUAGCUAGUAUAUUUAUCACCUUUUGUUUGUGUUUGAAUAUGUUAGCUAGGUGUCUUUUGUAUCAGGCUUUUAUGUUUUACAUUCAUCCCCAAGGGGCAGGUAAUAAGUGCAGUGCCCAUUUUGCUCGUAAAUUGGUAGUUACUGAACAAGAGGGGUGUGGUACUAGGCUACUCAGUUGUACCCACAGGUUUUAAUGUUACCUUAAGCCAAAAGGGUGGAUGUGAGGCUUAAGUUGACAGCAGGAUAAAAGAAAAUGCCAUAGCUUAAAAAAAUGCCAAUCAAGCUAAAAGUCAAGAUCUAGCUAUACUAGGUAGCACAGUGAUCAGACCAGUGUUAAUGUAGUAUUGAUCGGAAACAUGGGCUCCAAGAAGGAAAGAGGAGGUAAACCUUGAGAGAACAGAUGAAAAUGCUGAGGUUGAUUAUGGGAAUAUUGCUCUGUUUGAGAGAUUGGAAAAUGACAAAAUAAGAAGGGCGGCAGAUGUACUAAGGAUUACAGAGUGUUUCGUGCAUUGGCGACGUUAUAUUCAUAGGAAGCUCUGGUUACACAGUACAGAAUGCAGGCUGUCCAGCAGGCUGCCACACAGGGUGCGCAGAUCAUCCAGACAGCUAAUGGGCAGUUGAUGCUACAAGCGGGGUCGAUCCAAGUGGCAUCUGCAGGGAAUACGCAACAACUGCAGCAAAUACAAGUGGUUCCUGCUUCAAGCAUACAGGGAGGUUCUCAUGUGGUUGUUCCAGGAGGAUCAUCCCAGCAAGCGCAAAUUAUCCAAACUUCUGAUGGUCAAGCUCUGGUGUAUCCCAUUCAAGUUGAUAACUCGGGAAAUGUUAUCGGACAGCAACCAGCAGAAUUAUGGAGAGAGAUCGUACACCUGAACCAAAGUGAGAGCCCGCUCAUCCUAACGUCUAAUCAUGUUCUCAAUAUUUCAGGUAACAUUAUCCAAUUAGCAGGAGCAACGGCCACUACUCAGGCUAAUCAGGCCAACCAGACUACUUCAAAUCAAACACAACAGUCAGUACAAAGCAACCUGACUAAUGUUGUCAUGGUUAAUAAUGGUGUAGCUCAGCUACAAAGAAUACCUCUACCUGGACCAGAGUUGCUAGAAGAGGAACCUCUGUAUGUAAAUGCAAAGCAGUAUCACCGUAUACUGAAGAGAAGACAGGCAAGAGCCAAGCUUGAGGGAGAAGGCCGUAUACCUAAAGAAAGAAAAAAAUACCUUCAUGAGUCCAGACACAGGCAUGCGAUGAACAGAAUACGUGGAGAGGGUGGUAGAUUUGAUAAAGGAAGAGAGGAGAGUAUGAUGGAAAACCUCGGAGGCCUUGGAUUACAGAAUGGUAUGGAGGAAUUAAUAACUGGUGAUGUACAAGGCCGAGUAACAGAAGCUAAGGUUUUUGUCAGCUGAGACUACUUGAAAUGCUUAGCAUACUUCAGAGAUGCAACAAAAGCAACGAUAUUGUCCGUAUUGUUUGUUUAUAGGCAUAUGAAGUUGGUGUCUAUUAUUGCUCAUGUUACUUUGACUCUUUAAUGCAUUCGCAUCCCAGUUAAUUUGGGAAGAACAUUUUCCAUUUCCUGUACUUUUCAUGAUUUGUCUAUUACAAAGUAGAAAUUUAAUGCUGUAGACCAGUAUUGUGUGAAUUUUCUAACCGGUGAAUCUGUCUGGAAAUUUUAAAAUUUUAUAUGUCAAAUUAUUCCAUUGGGACACUUUUCAAAAGACCUCAACAUUAUUAGGAAAGUAAUUUUUCAUUUUCCAGUGAAUACUAAGUCACUUCUAGGUUAGGUAUGGUUAUGCAGUCAAUUCCAUAUUUAUGUUGUUUUUUAACAUGGUUUAAGUUUUAGUAAUAGUUCACAAUUGCUGAGACUUGCUGAUGGAGUACCAGCUGCAGUUACUCUGUAAGGGUGAUGUACUGCUGUGACUAGUGCCAGGCUUCCACUUCGCAUGAUUUCCAUUUUAUGUUUGUAAACAUAAGUCUAAAAAAGUAAUUUUAUGUUGCAAACAAAGGUCUAAUAAAGUAAUUUUCAGCUUACUGAUUGAUCAAACCAUUAUGUCAAGACUACCAGGAGUGUCACUAUAAGGCUGUUGUAAUAGGAGGCUUAAGUCAUUUUUAACUAGACUUCAGUGUGCCGUAAAAUUAGGUUUUGGGAGAUACUGAUCUCGUAAUUUGGCCUAAUUUUUCAGAAGUAUAUAAUGGUCUAGUUAUUCUGGGGCACCUGGCUUUCAGUCUUAUCAUUCAUUCAUCCCACACAUGGUGUACGGUAGUCUUGAAUGUCUUGUAGAUAUAGCUGAAUCAUGAGUUGGAGGCAUCCAUUGCUUGUUGGAUAGGCUACUUCCAUGAGAACAGACAGUGGUCAUGCAAUCCAAAGCUGUAUCAUAGGCUUCUUCCUUGAGAUCAGACUGUGGUCAGCAGUAACAAGACGUUGGCCCAGAUUUUUUAUAUAGUUUGGUGUGGGGUUAACGGUUGUUUGUAUUGUGCUUUUAUUAACUGGCCAUUGGAAGAAAUUUUCUAGGUCAUGCAUAAUUACAAAAACUGUCUUUUCAAUUAGUUUUUACUUUGCAGUGCUUGAGGUUCAGGCUUUGCCACUAUGUUCCUUUUCCCUCUGUAGCGUUGGUUAUAGGCUGAAAUGGACUUAAGUUGGUCUAAUGUUUUGACCAGGCUUGUUGAAGUUAUUAAAUAUUUUGACCAGAUUACAUUGCUAAAUUUCAGUUUUUAAGGUGUGAUCUGUCAUAAAAAGAUGAAAUUGGAUUUAUUCAAAUAAAUUUCAAAUUUAUAAAUAGGAUAGACUUGAGAACAUCUUAGAUACUGACAGUUUUAUAAAGGGAUUUGUGCCAAGUACUCAUACCUUCAUCUUCUCUUGAAUCAUUGUGGAAAGUAGACUAUCUUCAUUUCUGGACUCUGGCUUGCCCUAGACAAUUAGUUUUGCACUUAAAGGGCAAAGUUGGAGCAAGGUUAAAUAAGCCAAUAACUAAAGAUUUGAAAAAACAGAAAGAAUGAAGUAGUGAAGUCAGAGAACAAUGUAGCUGGAUAAGGGAUAAUGCCAAGAUUGUGUUUACUUCAGCAAACAGUUACACCUUCGCUCUUUCUAGGGUGUCAUUCAAGAGGAGUGUGGUAUUGUACCUCUCCUUACAUAAGCCACUAUGAUCAUUCAGCGAUCCCAGAAUUCUACAGGUCAUAACUGCCAAUUUUAUGUUAUUGGUACUGCAACUAGAAUUUCCAGCUGUGCUCCAGAGGUUGAAGAGAAUGUGUAAUUUUUCUGGCAUGUAGCAAUUCUUUUACUUAGCACUGGUUAAGUAGUUCACAACUGGUGUUUUUUAUGACAUACAGUGACUGGUCUGCAGUAAAUUAGAGGUAUUUUUGACACUACUGUAAGAGUUCCUGAGCAUUGUACCAUAACUAUUCUUGUCCUAUAUGCAGAAAAAGUUUCUAUGCUGAAAUGAUUUAUUCAGUCCUUACAAACACAGCAUAACACUAACUAGAGUAUGUCUUUCAAAAGAGAGAUUUAUUGAAGCAUUUCAUUUAAGGCUCAGCCUUAUUGUAAUGUGGCCUUAUGUCACUGAGGUAUAGUUACUUUCUGCUAUAAAGGGGAUCCUAUUGUUAAGACCGAAGGUUUGUCAGCUAUGAAAAAUACAAAUUGGUUUAAAAAUUUGUCCUUUUACAGUGAACUAUGGUCUCUAUAUCAGAUAGGUAAUAUACUUCAAAUGGAAACAUUCAAAUUAUUACUCUUGAUUGUAUAUUUGUACAGUUGAAUUUUUUAUGCAAAAUGGUGUAUAUUUUGAUAUUGAAUUUAAUGUUUGAUAGCUUCAUUGUAAGUAGUUUGUUGUACAUGUACUUAAAAACACGAGUGUGUAGCUUGAUUGCUUAUUUCAACAGGAUUUUUAAUGCAAAAUUGUUCAGAUUGAGUGUAAAUCAAAUAAGAGCUUGUUUUGCAGGAUUAUCAUUAUUAUUAAGAAUGGGUGGUGCAAAUGUAUUAAUUCAGAUUUUGCAAUUUAUAUUCUUUAUAUUGGUAUUUAACUUAUUAGUUUGUACAAGUACAAGCACUUCAAAAUAUCCAAAUGUAAUGUUGAAGUGAGCUUCUAUGUUUUUUUAUGAUUGGAUGUUAGUGUAGUUUGUCAUUGCAACAUGAUUGUGGGUCAUCUGACAUACUGUAGUCUAAUGAAUUAAAAUUUAAGUAAAUGUUAAAUCAUGUAUGACAGUUUAUAUUUUUGUUAAUUGUAGACAAACUUGCAGUUUCUGUGCUGUCUUAUCCAUUGAUAGAACAGUAUCUGCUGAACUUGUUUUCAUAGGUAUGUUUUGUUAUGCAAAAAUGGCCCACUGUUUAAAACCAUUUACAGCUCUGUAGGUCCAAUUUUGUCUAUUGGACUGGAAAAGUAAUUUUAGAGAACUGUAUUCAAAAUUUGCAAGGUUCAUUUUUUUCUGCAAGAUGAGAAAUUUUGACAGUCAUGGUGUAGUUGCUGUUAAUAUUUUUUUAUAUAAUAAAUGUUACUUUACUGAAAGAA
Macrobrachium nipponense is the source of this 4658-nucleotide messenger RNA. RefSeq names its product nuclear transcription factor Y subunit alpha-like (gene Nf-YA). The record is from RefSeq and is a predicted model, not a curated record. Lineage: Eukaryota; Metazoa; Arthropoda; Malacostraca; Decapoda; Palaemonidae. Bases 726 to 1568 code for a protein of 280 amino acids. The transcript has 11 exons. Gene Ontology annotation, biological process: regulation of transcription by RNA polymerase II. Gene Ontology annotation, molecular function: DNA binding; DNA-binding transcription factor activity, RNA polymerase II-specific. Gene Ontology annotation, cellular component: CCAAT-binding factor complex.